GUAGAUUCUAAAAAUCAGAUUCCACAGUACAUUCAUUACAUUACACUCCGUACUUGUUGCCUCGAAUAAUGAAUGCAGUCUAUCUUAACCUCAUCCUCAUCAUAUCUUAGAGAGCGGUGACAAUCUUUUGAUAUUUACAUCAACAACCAGACAGCCAGACGAAACCACAUCACAAACAUCAUCCACCCUUCCAAACCCAAAAUCGAGGUGGCUGAACAGAGCCGAAACUUCAAUCCUCAAACUCUAGACCAGAACAUUUUUCUCAAGAGUAUUACACUAGGAUUUUGGGCUUUUCCCUAAAAAACUAGCUUGAGCACUUCUUUCUACAACAUUUAUUAACAAUAAUACACGACAGACCCGAACAACUUAAUAUCAAACUCCGAAGCAUAACCUCUUCUCUACCACAAUUGAAAUCCUUCAAAUCAUAACCCCAUCGUCAAAAUCGCAUAAUCAAUUAUUUACAGUAUACAUGCCUGGAAUCAUCAUGGCGGAAGUCCAGCAACCGUCUCUACAACAAAGCCAACCACGAGCAAUCCCUGGACAGGACGCUGCUUUGCAGAUAUCACCCCCAGCUUCCACAAAAUUACCGCAAUCUGCCUCUACAAAUCGCAUUCGAAAUUCGCAUCUCGCUUUAGAUACCUUUUCUCCCGUAAACCAGAAUGGAAGCUUCGAGUUUGAUCGUGUAUUAAAGAGUGGUUGUUUGCAGAAACGAACGAGGAAAACAAAGGCAUGGAAACCCGUCUUUCUCGUCCUGAGACCAAAUUAUCUCUCCAUCUACAAAGAUCAAAAUGAAGAUAAACUUCGUCAUAAGAUUCACCUCUCCGAUCUCACAGCCGUCGCCUUUCUCAAAGAUCCCAAACAAAAACGGCGCAAUGUCUUCGGUCUCUUCACUCCCGCUCGCAACUAUCAUCUGGAAGCCACCACCAAAAACGACGCCGAACAAUGGGUCGAUCUCAUCCGCAAAGAAGCACGAAUCGACGAAGAAGAAGAGGAAGAAAUGUUACUCGCCAGUCCCUCCGGCAACGUAAAUAGUACCUAUCCGGGCUUCGAUCAAAGCAUGGCGCACGAACAACUGCAGCGAAAAACCGAAGCUCAAAUCCUGCACGACGAAAGACUAGGGAGCAGUUCCCCGGAACCCACAGAACCCAUCAUCCCCCGCGCGAAUAAGAAACAAAACAUGUCAGCCAUAGGAGGAGGAAGACGUCCUUCCAACACCAUUGAAUAUUCCGGCAACGAACUCGUCUCCGACGCCGAGUUCUCGGAUACAGAUCUUGCGCGUGUCCCCGGCAUGUCGACGCUUUCUCUCAGUCUGCACAAUCCUCCUCCGAACCCAAAUCCCAAUCCUAAUCCCGAUCUCGAAGUCAAACCUCCCGCGACCACUCUCCCUCUCGGUCGCAAUACAUCACAAUUAUCCCUCUCGCACCCGAAUCCCCUCCCCGAACACGAUCCCGAACGUGUAGUAUACCAAGGAUAUCUUCUCUAUCUGCGCUCGAAAAAUGGAAUUCGCUCUUGGAAAAAUCUCUGGGUUGUGCUUCGUCCCCGCUCCUUAUCGUUCUAUAAAAAUGACUCGGAAUACUCGCCCGUCAUGAUUUUACCCAUGGAAAAUGUAAUUAAUGUGGUGGAGAUUGAUCCGUUGAGUAGGACGAAACGAUAUUGUUUUCAAGUGAUUGGGGAGGAGAAGAGUUUUAAAUUCUGUGCAGGAAGUGAAGGAGCGUUGGUUAAUGUGUUGGGAGCGUGUAAGAGUUUAUUGGCGAGGAGGAAGGGAGGCGUGGGGGCUUGAGUUUGGGGUGAGAGAUCUUUUUUCUAUUGUACGGGAUGAAGAUGCAAUGGAAGAGACCAGAUGAUAUGGGAAGAUAAGAAAGAGAAUUCCUAAUAUCCAGCGUUGGGAAUUGUACAUAAGCUGGUAGAUUUGAGCGAGCGGGAAUAGGAGGGGGAGUAUGGAUACAGGCAAUAGAUGCAGAAGAAGAAAUAGUGUGGUUGGUAUCUGAUCAAGGCGUUGGGAGCGGGAGCGGGAAUAGGAGCGGGACUGGGAUGAAAGUAUAGAAAAUCCCGGACUGAUAUAAUCACGACACGAAACGAAACUUAUGAUGAGAUGUAAAUAUUACUCGGAAUUAUUAUGCAUAUUUUAUUUUGUGGUUUUGUUUGUGUUUGUGGAUGUGUAUGGAGGUAUGUGUAUACUUGUUUACGCAUUGAUUGUCUUAC
This is a messenger RNA of Botrytis porri, 2202 nucleotides long. RefSeq lists its product as uncharacterized. The transcript has 2 exons. Bases 470 to 1780 code for a protein of 436 amino acids. The record is from RefSeq and is a predicted model, not a curated record. Lineage: Eukaryota; Fungi; Ascomycota; Leotiomycetes; Helotiales; Sclerotiniaceae.